Molecule: messenger RNA, 1727 nt
Organism: Effrenium voratum
Lineage: Eukaryota; Dinophyceae; Suessiales; Symbiodiniaceae
Source: the annotation of a GenBank genome assembly
CUGGUAUUGUCUUGUGAAGACAGCACGUUGCCCACUCGCGCCGCUUGCCAUUGGAAGCCAUGGAGGGGAAGGAUGACGGACCAUCGUCCGAUGACAUUGCAAAGUGCGCAGCGGUUUUGCAGCAACUGUCAGCAGCAGACUUGCAGCAUCCUGAAUUGUCUCCAAUUCGAGAGGCUGGUUUGCCCUUGUUUCGGCGAUUGGUCCUGAAAGAGAAGUUUGGGUCAGAGGAAGUUUUGGAUUUCUUGAAGAAGAAAUCUGAUGUUCACCAGAUGACAGCCAAGCUUCAGCGCCUGCAUAGAGUUGUCAAAGACGAGCACGAUGCACGUCGGCAGAAGGCGGAGAGUUGCGGCAUGAACCUUCGCCGAAAGGCAGAUUUGGCUGCGAUCAAGGCUGAGAGUCAGAUGCCUGAUGAGCAAUGUGCUGAGCCACGGGCAGCUGAUGUUGACAGAAUGGCCAACACUCCUGUGGACAGCCUCUACUCAAACUGCAAUAUGUGUAGAGGCGAAUACAUCGAUCACCACCACUUCUAUCAUCAGCUUUGCCCGAGAUGUGCUGAACACAAUUGGGAGAAGCGCCACCAAAGUGCUGACAUGAGCGGCAUGGUUUGCGUGGUCACAGGCGGACGGGUGCGCAUUGGCUUCAGGAUUGUUCUUAAAUUACUCAGGGCUGGCGCGUUCGUGCUGACAACCACUCGUUACCCAAACGAUUGUGCUCUGAGAUUCUCACAGGAGAGCGAUUACGAAGUUUGGCGACAUCGGUUGGAGAUCUGUGGACCACUGGAGCUUUGUGACUUGCGGCUGGUGGAGCGCUUCUGCGAGCAACUUGCACGUCGCUUUCCACGAAUCCACGUCCUCAUCAACAAUGCGGCUCAAACUUUAACGCGGCGAGAAGGCUGGAAUAUCAGGAUGGCCAAGCUUGAAACCCAGGCUGCAUCACAGUUGCCUUCUGCAUCCCACGCUGCUAUUCGGCCGCCAGAGCAGGUUGCCGCGAUAGCGGCCCAACCUGCGCAGUCAAAAGAAGUCGUGCCACUUCCACAAGCCAAUGCAGCUUUGUGGAAAGAGGCGGCUGUUUUGAAGGACUUUCCAGAAGGAGAACUUGACGAAUCCCUUCAGCCCUUGGACCUCUCGUCAGUCAACAGCUGGUCCAGGCGUCUGGAAGAAGUUUCCACGGUGGAGCUGCUGCAAACCUUGGCCGCAAAUACAGCGGCUCCGUUCAUCAUGUGCAGCAAGCUUGCCAACGUGCUGGGGCCUAAAGAGGCUUCAGAAGCAUACGGGCAUGUGGUCAAUGUCAGUGCGCUGGAAGGAAAGUUCUCGGUGAAGAACAAGAGUCCAGGUCACCCCCACACAAACAUGGCCAAAGCAGCUCUCAACAUGAUGACGCACACCUCAUGCAAGGACAUGUUUCGACGGCGCAUUCUGAUGAAUUGUGUUGACACUGGCUGGGUGACGGACAUGGCGCCUGGAGGUGUGGGCUCAGUGGCUGCCACGCACGAGACAUGGGUCGGGCCUCCCCUAGAUGAGGAGGAUGGGGCAGCUCGUGUGCUGGACCCCGUGUUCAGCCAUUUGAAGGAUUGCACAUGGCUGCUGCGAGGCAGAUUCUUUAAGAGUCGCUGGUUGGUAAGCGUUCUGGAAGUUUAGAGCGUAAGACUCAUGCCAAGGCAGAGAUGCCUUGAGCUGCGCGUUUGUCGCAGCAUCGUGCAACAGAGCAGCGCUGUGCCAGAAUUCCUG